Medioppia subpectinata is the source of this 950-nucleotide messenger RNA. The record is from the annotation of a GenBank genome assembly. Lineage: Eukaryota; Metazoa; Arthropoda; Arachnida; Sarcoptiformes; Oppiidae.
AAACUAUUUCUAAUGCAAAUAAUAUCGAUAUGUUUGAGACGCUGGCAAUGAUAGGAAAGGGAGGUUACGGACAGGUUAUGAAAGUUAGCCACAAAACUACUGGCGAUGUGUUUGCUAUCAAGAAAUGCCAAUUACGGGUAUUAACAGCAAAACAGAGAGAAAAUGUAUUGAAAGAAACGGAAAAUUUAAUAAAAUUGCGCUCAGAAUAUGUCAUUCAAUACUACUAUUCGUGGAUUCAAUACAACUGUUUAUACAUUCAAAUGGAGCUCUGUUUCAAUGGUUUGAUUCAUUUGAUCAAAACUCAAAGAAAAUUGUUUAAAAUGUAUAAAACAUAUGAUUAUUACAUAUCAUAUGAUAUAUUCAAACAAUUGGUGGAAAGUGUGGAGUAUUUGCAUAAAAAUAAUAUCAUUCACAGAGACCUCAAACCCGAUAAUGUGUUGAUUUCUAUGCCAUAUAUUUAUACAAAUCAUAGAUAUAUAAAGUUAUGUGACUUCGGUUUGUCUAAAGAAGUGAAAGCAUUGAGUGAUGAAUACAAUCAAAGGAGUGCUAAACACACCGCAGAUAUCGCCCAAUAUAUGGCACCCGAAGCACAGUUUGGCACCGAUUAUAACCAUUUAAUAGAUGUCUAUAGUCUGGCACUCAUUGGAGCAGAACUUUUUCACUUUGAUUCCGAUUAUAUCAGAGACGGAGUAAUUCAAACCAUUAAAACUAAUGAUAAAGAAUUAGACAAUAAAUUAUCAGAAAUAUACGGAUUAUUGCUAUCAAUGAGUGUUAGUAUAUAUACAGAGAGUUAUAGAAAGAUUGAUUGGAGACUAAGACCCGAAUGUGACUUGAUCAACAACCUUGUGUUAGAUGACACAUUUUACAUCGCUAAGCAGGGUCGAAACAAUGAAAACUGUACCAUCAUAAAGUAUAUUAUUAACGAACCUGAUAAAGGUAAAUUUUACAAU